AUACAUCUACUUUUGAAUCGUUUAUUCUCUGUAAUAGACUAUUGAGAAAUUAAGUAUUGUGGUUUUUAGAACACCAGUUGGCCUAGGUCUCUGGGCAAUCACAAUCUACAAGCAAUUUAUGUAGUGAAUUAUGGGUAGGUCUACUGUUCAUUUUCAUUUGACAAAUCCUCUCUCAGUUGACCGAGUUCUGUUACCUACCAUUGGCAAAAAUUGUUUUACAGACAUAGACUAUCAUUAGAUAAGGAUAAAGAGCAGUAUUCAAUCUCUGUAUUGGCCAGUGUUUUCAAAAUCUAAACAGAUUAUCGGGUCUCUGUUAUAUUCAUUUUUAGUGCUUCUUUCACUACUCACUCACACCAGUUAGCUAGGCAGAGUGCAUCUGAUUGACAUUUGUUUUCCAAAUGCGUAAACUAUAGGACCUACGAGUUGUGUGAGCAUAGCGUGUCAUCUGAGCACAGCAUAAUUCUGUUCGCCUCCUGUGUGACAAGCGAAGUAACAACAGUACGGAGACACCCGGAAGGUGCUGCAGAGGCAAGACAGAACGACAAUGAACCGCUUCAAGACCUCGAAAUUCAAAAAUACCACCCCUAAAAUCCCUAAGAAAGAUUGCUGGAUUGGUGGUGUGCGGGCUGGGUCCAAUAAUGUUCAAGGAAACCUCAUCAAAUCCAGCUGUAACUUUGUUGCUUUCAACCCAGAGCAUGGCGGUGGUGGAAUGGUGGGCCUGGCGUCUCACGAGGCUGCUGCUGAUGGGAAGUGGCCAGUGACUUAUAUGUCCUGCCAUGCUGACCAAGUAACAGAUCUGGACUUCUCAUCAUUUGACAAUGAGCUCCUGGCAACAUGUUCUGCAGAUGAAACAGUAAAGCUGUGGCGUGUGUGUGGCGUGGAGGAGCAGGUUGCGGAGCCUGAGGUGACUCUGAACCCAGGUGAAGGACGACUAGAGCUGGUGCUCUUCCACCCCUCUGCUGGAGGUCUACUGGCAGUAAGCUCCAGUCGAGCUGUGCAGAUAUGGGAUAUUACCCGAGAUUCAGCCUUGGCAGUUUUGGAGCAGCAUCCUGAUCACCUGCAAAGUUUCUCCUGGAAACAAGAUGGCUCUUUACUGGCAACUUCUUGUAAAGAUAAAAAGCUGCGCAUCUUUGACCCGAGAGCUCAGUUGACCACUGUGCAGAGUGUUUCAGGCCUGCAGAAUAACAGGGACUCCCGCGUCCUGUGGGUUAGAGAUGACUGCUUCCUGAGCACAGGGUUCAACCAGGUCCGGCAGCAGGAGGUGAGACUGUGGGACAGCAGAAAGCUGAGUUCCUCUCUGAGUUCUGUGUCCUUGGGCACCUCCACAGGAAUUCUGAUGCCCUUGUUUGACCAAGACUCUGGCCUUCUAGUGGUGGCGGGAAAGGGGGACUCAGUUAUUGACUGCUAUGAGGUUUCAUCUGUAGAGCCCUUCCUGCCACAAGUGAGUCAUUGCCUGACUGAGUCCUCCAACCGCAGCGUUGCUUUGGUCCCCAAACUGGCCUUGGAUGUUGGCUCCUGUGAGGUUAUGCGUGUGCUGCAACUGACAGAGAACUUCAUUGUGCCCAUCAGCUACCAUGUGCCACGCAAGGCUGGACAGGACUUCCAUGCUGACCUGUACCCUGACACCAUGGGACAGACAGCAGCCAUGACCGCAGGGGAGUGGUGGGGUGGAGAGAACAAACAGGUGGAGAAGGUCAGCCUUCAUCCAGACAAGCGGCCCAAAUCCAGCACCAAAACAGCCAGUCGGCAACCAGCUCCACCACUGGCAGAGCAAAAGAGCAAAGAGAAGUCUGUCUCCAGCAGUGAGCUGAGUUCAGGCAGUUCAAGCAUGGCUCCGUCCCGCUCGCCCUCCUCCACCAGUGGCCUGUCCUCCAGCUGCCUGCCCAGCCCCUCCUCCACUGCCAGCUCUCGCCAGCUGCAGAGCAUGCUGGGUCCAAGCUCUAAGUUCCGACACAUCCAGGGAAAUGUUCAGCACCGUGACACACACAUUACCAACCUGCGUGGGAUCAACCUCACUACACCAGGAGAGUGUGAUGGCUUCUGCUCUAGUAGCCGUCAUGUGGCAGUACCCCUGGCCAUCGCUGGAGGACAGAUUGCUGUGUUUGAGCCGUCUCAGCCAGGGAAGCUUCCUGACACAGCCCUGCCUACUAUUCAGAACUCAGUCAGUGUGGCUGACUUCUGCUGGGACCCCUUCAACCCCCAUAGACUAGCUGUUGCUGGAGACGAUGCCAAGAUUCGCAUGUGGCUUGUGCCUGAGGGGGGUCUCACUGAAACUCUGACGGAACCUGAGUGUGUGCUCCAGGGUCACACAGAGAAGAUCUACUCUAUUAAGUUCCACCCUCAUGCCUCUGGCCUGCUGGCCUCCUCCUCUUAUGACCUUACUGUGCGUCUGUGGGACCUACAGUCAGAGAAGGAAGUUAAGAAACUGAAGGGACACGAGGACCAGAUCUUUGGGAUGGCUUGGAGUCCAGAUGGCAAGCUGCUGGCCACAGUGUGCAAAGAUGGGAAGGUCCGUGUGUAUGACCCGCGCAAGUCUGAUCAGCCCAUUCAGGAGGGGCCAGGGCCUGAGGGCCACAGAGGGGCUCGUAUUGUCUGGGUAUUUGAGGGAAAAUAUCUGUUGGUGUCUGGAUUUGACAGUCGCAGUGAGCGGCAGCUGUACCUGAUAUCCGCUGAGGCUGUGUGCGCAGGGCCCGUGGGUAACGUCUCUGCAGAUGUGUCCCCCUCUACCCUCAUCCCCUUUUAUGAUCCUGACACCAGCGUCGUCUUCCUCACUGGCAAGGGUGAUACUCGUGUCUUCAGCUAUGACAUUGUGCCAGAAGAGCCCUAUUUCCUGGAGUGCAGCAGCUUCAAUUCCUCUGAGCCACACAAGGGUUUCUCUUUCCUUCCAAAAACCUUGUGUGAUGUGAGAGAUGUAGAGGUUGCUCGUGCUCUGCGUCUGAGCAAGACCUCCAUAGAGCCCGUCGCCUUCAGGGUCCCACGUGUUAGGAAAGAGUUUUUCCAAGAUGAUGUGUUCCCUGAGACAGCCAUUUGGUGGGAAACCUCUCUCUCUGCUGCCUCUUGGCUCUCUGGGUCCAACAGCCAGCACCGCAAAAUCAGCCUGCAGCCUAAAGAUAUGACCCCUGUGAGUGAAGCGCCAAAAGAAGCUCCAGUGCGCAAAUACCUGCCCUCUUCAGUCUAUCUGGAAGAGAAAACCGAUGAGCAGAAAAAAGAUGAGUUGCUCAGUGCCAUGGUGGCAAAGCUUGGAAAUCUGGAUGAGAAUCCACUGCCACAAGAAUCCUUUGAGGGUGUGGAUGAAGAUGAAUGGGAUGAUUAGGACUGAAAUCUGGACCAGUUCCGACGCAACAACGCGAGCUGCUGCCAGUUUUCCAAUUUGCCAGUUCAGAGUGCCAAUCAACAUGGACAUACCCUUAUCCUCACAAACACACACACACUCACAAAUUCAGUUUUACACAGAAACACUCCCUUUAUGGCUUCUUUCGUCUGUUGCUGUUGAAUUAUCUCCUCCUUGGACUCUGGCUCAGCCUGUCUUAUAGCCCAUCAGUAUGGAAUGCUUCCAUCAGUCUUAAGCAGAUAACAUGAUGUAGCACACACAUUGUUACAUGACACAUGUGCGCACAAAACGUACACAAACUCACUCUUUUUUCUCUCUCUCUCUCUCUCUCUCUCUCUCUAUGUCUCUCUAUCUCUCUGUCACACACAGACACACACACACACAUUUGAAUUUCAGUGUUAGUAGUUGGGUAUUAAAUGCAAGCAGAAACGAUAUAGAAAUGUAUUGUAAGAUUAUUGAGAUGGUAAUUUUAAGCAAUGAAUCCAGACUAUUGUGGCUACUUCUAAUGUUUUGUGAAUAGAACAAAGGCCAUGAAACUGUCGGACUGUUAAACACAUGUGAUGGUGGGUUAAAUAGUGGUGCUUGCUUCCUAUUGGCCCAGAUUCUCAUUCAGGGCCAUUCUUUUUCCUUGCACUGACCCUGAAAGAGUUUUGAUAAUCAUUAGAUGUAACUUUAGAUGAACUAUAGGCUAUAGUUGUAGUAUUACUUAAUGCCAGUCUGUUCUUUGGGUUUUGUUCAGAACAUUCCAUGAAUCUGUUUUUUUUUUCUUCAUUUCUGGAAUUCUUUUUUCAGUGUCUAUUUCAAAUUAUUGAAUGUCUCUCAUUUUUGACAAAAAAUAAUCAUGUUUUCUUAAUGAAAUGUUGGAUAUACGAUCUUGUAUGGUGUGGUUCAGUUGGGUAUGUGGUGUCUUCUGUGUCUUCGGUUCAGUGACCAAGUGUAGGCUACUUCCCAUAAUACUACACAUCACUGAUCUUGAGCUUAGGUUUCCACACCACUUUGUGUCUUGUAGGAUGACUAAUGAGAAGAUAAAAAAACGUAUUUUGGGAAAAAGUGCAUUUUGAUCAACAUUGUAAACAGUCUUGAUGGAAUGUUGCCUUGCAAUAAAAUGUAUUUUGACAAAAAAAAAA
Messenger RNA from Clupea harengus (Atlantic herring), 4458 nucleotides. It is a transcript of the gene coro7, whose product is annotated as coronin 7. Lineage: Eukaryota; Metazoa; Chordata; Actinopteri; Clupeiformes; Clupeidae. The record is from RefSeq and is a predicted model, not a curated record. Gene Ontology annotation, molecular function: protein binding.